AUGGCUGGAAAGAACCAAACUAUCAUCUUGGAGUUCCUCCUCCUGGGUCUGCCCAUCUCAUCAGAGUAUCAUCUCCUGUUCUAUGCCCUGUUCCUGGCCAUGUACCUCACCAUUGUCUUGGGAAACAUGUUAAUCAUUCUCCUUGUUCGACUGGACUCCCAUCUCCACACACCCAUGUACUUGUUUCUCAGCAACUUGUCCUUCUCUGAUCUCUGCUUUUCCUCUGUCACAAUGCCCAAAUUGCUUCAGAACAUGCAGAACCAUGUAACAUCCAUAUCCUAUGCAGGCUGCUUGACACAGUUGUACUUCUUUAUGGUUUUUGGAGAUAUGGAGAGCUUCCUUCUUGUGGUCAUGGCCUAUGACCGCUAUGUGGCCAUCUGUUUUCCUUUGCAUUAUACCAGCAUCAUGAGCACCAGGUUUUGUGCUUCACUAGUGCUACUACUGUGGAUGCUGACAACAUCCCAUGCACUGCUGCAUACCCUACUCAUGGCUAGAUUGUCUUUUUGUGAGAAGAAUGUCAUUCUUCACUUUUUCUGUGACAUUUCUGCUCUUCUAAAGUUGUCCUGCUCAGACACUUAUGUUAAUGAGUUGAUGAUAUUUAUCAUGGGAGGGAUCAUCAGUAUUAUCCCAUUUCUACUCAUUGUUAUGUCCUAUGUAAGGAUUUUUUUCUCCAUUCUCAAGGUUCCAUCUUCUCAGGACAUCCACAAGGUCUUCUCCACCUGUGGUUCCCAUCUAUCUGUGGUGACCUUGUUUUAUGGGACAAUUAUUGGUCUCUACUUAUGUCCACCAGGUAAUAAUUCUACUGUGAAGGAGAUUUCCAUGGCCAUGAUGUACACAGUGGUGACUCCCAUGCUGAACCCCUUCAUCUACAGCCUGAGGAACAGAGACAUGAAGAGGGCCCUAAUAAGAGUUAUCUUCAGUAAGAAAAUCUCUCUGUGA
This is a messenger RNA of Mus pahari (shrew mouse), 939 nucleotides long. Its product is annotated as olfactory receptor 1500. Gene Ontology annotation, biological process: G protein-coupled receptor signaling pathway. Lineage: Eukaryota; Metazoa; Chordata; Mammalia; Rodentia; Muridae. The transcript has a single exon. Gene Ontology annotation, molecular function: olfactory receptor activity; G protein-coupled receptor activity. Gene Ontology annotation, cellular component: membrane. Bases 1 to 939 code for a protein of 312 amino acids. The record is from RefSeq and is a predicted model, not a curated record.